This is a messenger RNA of Danio aesculapii, 5976 nucleotides long. It is a transcript of the gene p3h2, whose product is annotated as prolyl 3-hydroxylase 2. The transcript is spliced from 15 exons. Lineage: Eukaryota; Metazoa; Chordata; Actinopteri; Cypriniformes; Danionidae. Gene Ontology annotation, cellular component: endoplasmic reticulum. Gene Ontology annotation, biological process: collagen metabolic process. Bases 163 to 2199 code for a protein of 678 amino acids. The record is from RefSeq and is a predicted model, not a curated record. Gene Ontology annotation, molecular function: iron ion binding; procollagen-proline 3-dioxygenase activity; L-ascorbic acid binding.
UUCAUUAUGAGUGACAACGACCCGUCUCGGAAGCUCAAAACGGCCGUUCAGCCGUCACUUUCAUUACUCUGCUGCGUCGGUAACAUCCCACACUAGACUCAUCAUCGGGUCUGUUUGUUCAUCACACAGGGCGCAUUAUUGUGCGCACCAUCCCUUCAGAAGAUGGAUAUGAACUCCAGAAUAUGUGGAUUUUUGAUUUGUAUUAUCCAGACGCUGCUUUUGUCAUCGGCUACUCUGGAACCUUUCGACCUGCUUUACGAUAGCGGAGUGGAGGCUUUUUAUAAAGGAGAUUAUGGAAGUGUGGUGCGAUACAUGGAGAGCGCGCUGAACAGUUUCUCUGAAGUGCGCCGGUCUAGAAUCGCAUGCAGACUCAAAUGCAGGGAACAGCAUCGCUUUGACAGCUUUCAGACCGAGAAGAUUUUCGAAGUGAUUCUUCAUAAGGCACACUGUUUAAAUGAAUGCAUUGACGGCCGGAUUGGAGCCCAGUCCAUGCAUAAAAUCAGCGAGGAUGUCAUUCAGGAUUUCAACAGGAGAAUUCCAUUUAACUACCUGCAACUUGCCUACAGAAAACUCGGGCAACUGGACAAAGCUGCGUCCGCUGCUCAUACGUAUUUCCAAGCCAACCCUGAGCAUGUGGAGAUGGGAGAGGAUCUGGAGCAGUACAAAGCCCAGAAGGGUGUAAAAGAGGAACAUUUCAUUGACCGGGAGUCACGUCCACAUCAGAGAGCCUUCUUUGCUGGCGUGAAGCUCUAUGACAAAAGCCACUAUGAAGAGUCGGUGUCACUGUUUGAGAAGGCUCUGAGCGAGUAUUUUCGUGCCGAUGAGGAUUGUCGGGCCCUGUGUGAAGGACCGCAGCACUUCGAGGAGCAGGAUCACGUCUUGUACAAAUACAGCCUGUACGAGCUCAUCUCAGAUCAUUAUACACAGGUCCUUCACUGCGAGCAUGAGUGUGUCCGAGACUUGGCCACUCGUCCCGGUCGCCUGUCACCCAUGGAAAACUACCUGCCACUGCAUUACGACUACCUGCAGUUUGCUUAUUACCAAGCUGGGAGGUAUGAAGAGGCGUUGGACUGCGCAUUGACUUAUCUGUUGUUUCAUGAAGGCGAAGAGUUCAUGACGGAGAAUGUGGAGUAUUACAGAGAGGUGCUAGGACAUGAUGGCCAGCCACGUAAGGAAGCUGAAGGGUAUCUGAGGCGGCACAAACAGGAGUUGGACCUGCUCCUCAUUGGCAGCAGUAACCUUGGUGUGAACUAUACUGAAGGGAACUACUGGAGCAGUUCAGGUGGUAGAGAAGAUGCUAACAGGAUUCCUUCUGGUACAGAUGGCUGGAUGGAUUAUGUGCCAAUAUCAGCCAAAAGAAACUACACAAUGUCUGAGUUGCCAGAACUGAGAGAAGGAGGCCCACUGCUGUAUGAGAAUGUGCAUGUGGUACUGAACUCUCUCACCCUGAAUGGCAGUCAGCGGGUGGUGCUUGAUGAUGUCAUCAGUGAUGAUCAAUGCUCUGACCUCAGAAAUCUGGCACAUAGCGUCGCUGCAGCUGGCGAUGGUUACAAGGGAAAAAUGUCUCCUCACACACCAAAUGAGAGGUUCGAAGGGGCAACGGUACUGAAAACAUUUAAGUUUGGCUAUGAGGGGCGUGUUCCUUUAAAAAGUGCCCGCCUCUUUUAUGAUGUCAGUGAGAAGGCUAGACGCAUCAUUGAGUCCUACUUCAAGCUCAACUCAACUCUGCAUUUCUCCUACACUCAUCUGGUGUGCCGGACUGCUAUAUCAGGUCAGCAAGACCACAGGAAUGACCUCAGUCACCCCAUUCAUGCUGACAACUGUCUUCUUGACCCAGAGGCCAACGAAUGCUGGAAGGAGCCUCCAGCAUACACUUACAGAGACUACAGUGCCCUGCUGUAUCUGAAUGGGGAUUUUGAUGGUGGAGAAUUCAUCUUUACAGAAAUGGAUGCCAAGACGGUCACGGCCACGGUGAAGCCCAGAUGCGGGCGGCUGGUGGGCUUUUCAUCGGGUGGAGAGAAUCCACAUGGAGUUCGGGCCGUCACUAGAGGGCAGAGAUGUGCCGUAGCUCUCUGGUUCACUUUAAACCCCCUCUACAGGGAGCUGGAAAGGCUUCAAGCAGACGAAGUGGUUCAGGCUCUGGAUAAUCAGCACAUGUUUGACGAUGACCUUCGUAUCAACCCGAAAGAUGAGUUAUAGUCCAUCCGCCUAUGGAGGAAAGCACAGGGUUCUUCACAUCUAUACCUAUUUAUUUAAAGACCAGAAAAACUUUAUUUUGUUUACUGUUGUGAUGUGUUUAUUUUGUUUUUGACUGUUUGCAAGAGUGUUAUUAUAAUGUGUGAAUAUAAAAACCUCAGUUCGCAUUUAUAACCUUAUAAAGCAACCCAGGCUCAUUCUGAAUACGUACCCCUAUAUACAUUUCUGGAGAGUGCCAAAUACGUCCCAGGAGGUACGUUUUUUUUUUUUUUGUUGCAAUUUUUGAUUUCACGAAUCCACCAGAGGCUGCUGUGUACGCUUUCUGUAUGCUCAAAUUUCUCUCACAAGUGCCAUUCACACCUGCUCUUCUCGUGUAAAUCCACCAGAGGCCUAGGGUUGGUUAGUUUAACCCUCCUGUCGUGUUCACAUCCUGCCCCUUACUUGACCGGUCUGUUUUAACUGCUCUUAUAUUAGCACAAUUAUCAUUUUUCUCCACCAAAUUUUUAUUCAACAUUCUUUAGCUGUGAACAAUGUCUCAAAGUAGUGUUUCACAUAAAUUUGCAGAAUUAGACAUAAAAUAACUGCAAUGAAUGUAAAAAGAGGCGCUGAAAAUAUAUUACAAAAUGAACAAUAGAUAACAGAAAUUAAUACUUUGUUUCAUUACUAAUAGACAGCUCGCUAAAAUAACCAUCACAGGGUCUGACCAAAGAAAUUAACAUUUUAAUCCAUCUGAAUGAUUUAUCAACCAGCAAAGCACAAACAAAAUGCUAUCCUUUCCUGUGUUCUGAGUGAUCGAAUUUUCAGUCGUAACAGACACAUACGUAACAGGCACCUAGUCUGUGUGAAGAUGAUACACUGUUUUAUCAGGAAGUUGAUUCACGUUGGAGGAUCCAACACUUUCAUGGCAAUUCAUAACUUAUUGGUUAAGUAGCUAAUCUAUAUGAAUUUGUAUGGUCAUAUUCAUACCGUUUUGUCCAAUUUGCUAAUCCCCAAUGACGAUUGGGUUUAGGGGUGGGGUUGGGUUCCAUGCCUUAUUUUAAAAUUCGUACAAUUUUGAACUCAUACGAAUUAGCCACUAAACUGACAAUACGUAAAAUAGUUAUGUUUCCUUGUGAGAUCAGGCUGGAGGAUCAGCACAUAAGAGCGUAAAAGAGAUGUGUUCCUGCAAAAGACAUUGUUCAGUCUGAAAUGAGUGAGUGAGUGAGUGAGUGAGUGAGUGAGUGAGUGAGUGAGUGAGUGAGUGAGUUGGGGUAGUGUGUGUGGGGACGUUUUCUGUCUGAUGAAUGAAUAUAGCCUGGAUACCUAUUUAUUUCCUAUGGCGGUCACUUUUGACCGGGAACACCACAGGUAAUUCAACGAAAGAUAUGAUCAUCACUUUUGUAUGUUCAAAUGCAUAGUGGGGAGGAUAUCAUAAGGCCUGGAGGCAAUCAGGUGUAAAACACAAUAUUAAUAAGUGAUUUAAGUUGUAAAUCGGUCAGAUUUGACCUGAACACGACAGGAAGAUUGAGCAAAUUAGAUGAAUGCGAUUAUGCGUGUUGAUGGAGGGAGUCGCUCACCGCAUGCACCGUACUGCGCGCUUUUCCUUCUAUAAGCAACAAGAACAAACGGCUGACAUCGCUGACGAUGUCUGUAUCCCCUUAAAGCUGUUUAGAAUGAAAUAUUUAGAGAUGGUGUGACAAUGCGUACUUAUGUGUGCCUUUGAUGCACCCCUUGAUGCUUCUUACGUUCUUACAAAGAUGUUUCGGUACCCAACCCUACUGUCGACUGACUGAUCGAUUGACCCACCCUCCUCCUAAAUCCAACCGAUAGUGUUUUUUUCAAAAGCACCGGACUUCCCUAAACCCAACCAAAUGCGUUUACAAAAGCAAUUCAGAAAAUGAAAGCCCUCGCGGCAGCCUGAUUUUUACCAUGUUUUCAUAUUUUACCACAUUCUCACCCUGUUAUUUAUUUGUUUAUUUGAUUUUUUUUUUUUUGGCUUUUGUUUUUGUUUUACUUGCUUUCUGAAACUGUUCUUCGCCAGACUCAAACCCCGUCGUCUUCGCUCUGCAUCUUGUCCACUGACAUACACGUCAAGCCAAUGGACAAACUAGUAACAGCAGAAAAAAGCUGUCCACACAUGGAGGUAAAUGGUCAGCUGGUAAGCGUGAAAAGGAACCGCGUCAUACCGCCCCUUGGCGUUCGUUUUAAGUGAAGUUUAAAUUUUAAACUAAUUUCGAGAGGAGCAUGUGCUCAUGAUUGACCCAGCUGGUCCACAUUAACUAAUCAUGAUCCUCCAAUCAAAGGAUCCCAUGUCACUAUAUAUAUCCUCAUUUCCUCUCUACAACUAUCUUCGUCUGGAAGAAACCCCCCUCCUCCCCUUCUUCCACCUUUAUCAAGAAUGGGCGGCACGGUGGCCUAAUGACUAGCACGUUUGCCUCACAGCAAGAAUACCAAUGGCGUUGGGUCUUCACUAGGCCAUCUGGCGUUUUUGUGUGGAGUUUGCAUGUUCUCCGUGUGGGUUUCCCCCGGGUUCCCUGGUUUCCUCCCACCAUGCAAAUGUGCUCUAUAUUAUAGAUAAAAUAAGCCUAAAUCUUUUUUCUAAUGUCUUACUCUCAGGAAGUUCACCUUGGCCUCAGCUGCGGGGGAGUUUCAGAUCGACCUGAGCUCAGUCUCCCCUCGCCCUGUGAAAGGAGGGAGCCCUGGGCUCGAGGAUACCUUGAGCUCAGGGCUCUCUCCCGGGACAGCACGCCAAACAAGCUAUGUAUAAAUCGUGAGCUAAGUGUGAACUCUUGAAAGACAAAAUGCAGCCAUACAUUCCUCUAUCUACAUAAUUAGUGAUCUCCAGAAAUGUACAUAGGGGUACGUUUUCAGAAUGAGCCUAUGUUGUUAUAAAGUCAAGAUGGAAUCAGCAAUGUUGUUACGCAGACCAUCAUGAUACAAUUUUAUGCUGGCUUCAAAAGAAACUAAAUAUCCUGUCAUUUCUAUGCAUCAGAGUAUGUUUUGAUGUUCAUUUUAUUAAGGCAAGACACUGCUGGUGCAAACUACAGUAAAAAAAUGUAACUAAUAAUUAUACUUCCAUGGUUGACUGAUUACAUUAUAAAUAGAAAAUGCGCUAAAUUCUGUACAAUUCUGACAAAAAAAACAAUCCAAAAAUGUACUGAUGAUUUGAUGGUUUAGCCAAGGUUUUUGCCUACAGUGUGUCGCCUGAAAUGAAAUGCACCAUUCAUACCAACCAAAGACACUGUACAACAUCAUAAAUCUGGAUUUAUUUUAUAUUCAACUCUAUUUAAUGAAACAUAAUCCGAGUUACCUAAUGAAAGACUAUGAAAAGUGAGGAUUUGCACAGUUUUAUAUUUACUGUCCAUUCUUCUGUGAUAUUAGCAUACAGUAGCUGUCAGUUUUCUAAUAGUGCACUGUGAUUUCGUUCACCACAAUGCUUUCAGAUAAGUUAAUUUAUACCGUUUACAAAUGACCUGACUCAAGCUAUGAUGUUAUUUGAUCAUAGAGGUCAGCAUUUAAUAUUAGUAACCUUUUUAAUAAAAGAUGAUAUUUGUUCCUGUUUCAAGGAAUUUGAUCUUAAAUGUGGCAUAUAUGAAUUGUCCUUUCCUUUCAAAUUCAUUGACUCGUGUGUUACGUAUCUCUCUGGUUGCCUCAGAUCCUGUUGAAUUUGAACAAGAAGGACGACGGCCACUUUUAUUCACUGAUGUUUUACUACAUGAGUAUUUAAGUCUGGUUUUACUGUCUGUAAUGCACAUGAUGAUUGUGAUGUGUAUUUGAAAUUAAAAACUGAUCUGUCCUUAA